Molecule: messenger RNA, 2589 nt
Organism: Larimichthys crocea (large yellow croaker)
Lineage: Eukaryota; Metazoa; Chordata; Actinopteri; Sciaenidae
Product: protein FAM72A
Exons: 4
Coding region: 508-957 (149 amino acids)
Cellular component (GO): cytosol
Source: RefSeq, a predicted model, not a curated record
CCCAAUCAAAUUCAGACUUCGCAGCGGAAAAGGUCGACCAAUGGCGUGUCGGUUAACUGUGGAGCGUGUCCAAUCAGAGACAGAUGUGGGGUCUUUUAAAGAUAGUUUCAGGAAGUGCCGUUUAAAUAGCAGGACGUUGUAAACAAAGCUGACAGCUAUCCGGUUAGCUGUUAGCCGACACCUGAAUGGACGCCGAGCCGCCGGUUGUGUAAAAACAAACAAACAAACAGGCUAGUCCCUCGUAGAUAUCGUGUAUUUAUGAACAAUACUGCUAACCACUUUCUUUUACAUCGAGAUAUUUUGGCGGGAGUGGAUAUUUCUCUCCGUGUGUUUGCUCGACGAGCUAACGCGUUAGCAGCCUUCCGUUAAAGGACGUUAGAGCCGAAGCGUCGACGUUAAACGUGAAAUCCGGUGUUAUUACAGAGGAGUGAGCGGAUAGUGGGCUUUGUCAGUGCCCGAUUCUUGUUUUUUCUGCCGCACAGAGAGACAACAACAACAACAACAACAAUGUCUACAUCCAACGCCAAUUUCAAAAACAAGUGUGUGACCCAGGUGAACUGCAUCUUCUGCGACAGUCUGCUCUGUACGAGAGGCAUGAAGGCGGUGCUGCUCGCAGACACCGAGGUGGAGCUCUUCUCCACCGAUAUACCUCCCAACAGAACUGUUGACUUUGUGGCCAGCUGCUACUCCACUGAAAGCUGCAAAUGCAAACUGAGGGACAUCGCAUGUCUCAAGUGUGGUAAUGUUGUGGGUUAUCAUGUUGUGGCCCCCUGUAAACCCUGCCUGCUGUCCUGUAACAACGGCCAUUUCUGGAUGUUCAAUAGUGACGCCGUAUCUACUCUCAACAGACUGGAUGGCACAGGCCUGAAUCUGCUCCUGUGGGGAGAUCUUCCCGAGUUGGAUGACAGCGAGAACGAAGAAUCAGAAAGCCCGUCAGAGGAGGAGUGCAUUAGGUAGAGUGGGAAAACGGACAAUAUGAGACCUGGAACGCUGACGUUGGAGAGGUGGAGCUAAAAGAGUGUACAAACCAUAAGAGAGAAAAGAGGAGCCUUAAAGUGUUUCUUAAUUCUGAAUUAAAUAGGGCAGAAAAGUGCAAAGCUUAAACCACGGUACGCCUCUGGACUGUUGAAUCCACGGAGCACAGUGCAGCAAAAACGGCCCUACGUAAUUUGGCAUUCACUUACUCUUUAAGCUGUGACCAUGCCUUUCCCCAUCACCUUUUCACUGUUAAAAGCACACACACACACUCAAAGUCACACACAUUCUUUUCUCUCUUUUCUUUUUGUGCAUCAGCGUGGGCUAUUUCAAAACUAGACUCCAUGAUCUAGUGCAUUCUACGCUCCGUCACAGAGUCACCUCCACCGAGCUCAUUGUUUUGAUCAACCUCUCGCGAAGUUGGCAGUGUGGUGGUGGUGGUGUGAUAAAGUCAGUGGAACUUACCAGUGAAUGCUGUGCUUUUCCCACACCGUUUCCGUUAAGUCCAGUUUUCUGAUAAGAAGACCACGGUUCACCUACCUUAUUUCUUUUUCUUUUUUUUAAUAAUCUGUACAUUGGAUACGCUGUAAUAAGCAAACACUCCCAUUAACGGUCAUGUCUGAAAGGCUUCUACGCUCUUUGUGUGGCUGGGUGCUGAGUGAAAGCUGGAGUGCUUUUUUUGAAUCUCAUGUAUUGGAGAAAAAGCACAAUUAUUGAAUGAUAUAUAUAUCUAUAUCUACAAGUUUCUUGCUUUUUAAAGGGCAUAUUUCAUUUAGGUUACAAUCUUGACGUUCUAUCAGUGAUAUGUUUUUGAUAUGCUAACACAGUGUUUGUUACACACCCGACAGCAGCAGUAUGCGUUUAACACCCGGACGAAUCCGACCGUAGCAGUAUCUGAUACUAACAUACUAACAUAUGCAUAGGGUGUGCUUCCACAGAGGCCCGGAGCAGCUGGAUUUUUUUUUUUAAGUAUUUGUCAGGAGCUCAAAUCAAGUGAGGAUAUUCCCAGAUUGAUGAUAUAGGGUAAGACAGAAUGUGAAUUGACAAAAGGUGCACUUUUGUAGCGCUCCGUAACUCUUCAGUGUGGAUCAUUGAGCAGGAAACACGAGUUCUGAAUGGAUUUCUGUGUCCAUGCUCUGUUUUUGUUACGUUACUAUUCAGUUUUAUGUAGCAGCAUAAUUGUAGCGCCUGAAGUCGACUCCAAAGAAUCAUGGAACAUAUCAAUAUUUAUAGAUUUAUGGACCCCUCUAAACAAAAAGAGAAGUUAUGUCAUUUUUAAGCCACUUUUUAUUGGAUUGUUCUUUUUAAAGUUCGAUGGAGCUGACCAUAGCUGUCAACCCUCAGUAUUCUGUCGGCUUUACCGAUGCUGUGAUCGCUGACAAUGAACCUUUUUGUUGAGCUGCGGACGCCUUGAAGUUAACGCCGUAUGUUAGUUGGUCAUCACCAACUGACCAGCCUGUUUUUUUUGCCAGACACAAGCUGCAACAUUCUCCAGUCACGAGGGGACUUAACUCGAGUCGGUCCUUGUUUGGCAGUGCCAUCCUUUUCUGCUCUUGUUGUUGUUUCACUGCUGUGCCCUGCUGGUACUACGAUCCUGUCUUAAGGUUAACAGUC